AGGUCCGGAGGCGCGAGUCGCGCCGAGCCUCGUUUCCCCCGCUCCUGAGGUCGGUGGCUGGAACGGAGGGUGAGAGCUGACCCACCGCUGGACCGGAGCCCCGCCGGGGCGGCAGCUGGGUCGCGGCGGGAGACCGGCGCGCUAGGAACUGGUGCCGGGAGCUGGGGACCGCACGUGCAGGAGUAAAAGAGAGGCAAUGCAGAGAUCAGAGUGUCCUGGAAGUACACAGUUGAGAAACAGAGUAACAGGCAACUGUGAUGAAAGGACAUUGUCAAGUGCACAAAUAAAACACAAGACUAUAAUUCAGCAAAGCAAAUCCUCCUCAUCAACCAGUUCACCAGAGUCUGCAAGAAAACUUCAUCCUCGACCGAGUGAUAAACUUAACCCUAAAACAAUUAACCCGUUUGCUGAGCAGUCACGAGCCCCUUCUGCUUUUGCAGCUAUUUACUCUAAAGGAGGUAUACCAUGCAGAUUGAUACAUGGUUCAGUAAAACACAGAUUACAGUGGGAAUGUCCUCCUGAAAAUCUUCCAUUUGAUCCUCUUCUUAUUACUUUAGCUGAGGGUCUGAGAGAGACUAAACAUCCAUAUACCUUUGUGUCAAAGGAAGGUUUUAGAGAAUUACUUCUGGUCACUGGUGCUCCAGAAAAAACUGUUCCCUUGCUCCCUAGACUGAUCCCAGUGCUAAAGGCAGCUCUGGUCCAUUCAGAUGAUGAAGUGUUUGAAAGAGGAUUGAAUGCCCUGGUACAGUUAAGUGUCAUUGUUGGCCCUUGUCUAAAUGACCAUCUGAAGCAUCUGCUUACAAGUCUAUCCAAGAGACUAAUGGACAAGAAAUUCAAAGAGCCCAUCACCGAUGCGUUGCAAAAGCUAGAGCAGCAUGGUGGAAGCGGAAGCAUCAUCAUCAUCAAAUCUAAAAUUCCAACAUAUUGUUCCAUUUGCUGUUGAAGAAGGGAGCCAAGAAAAAUCAUCUUACUACCUGGGGGCUUGUGUCAGACACUGAGGUGGGAGCCAUGGAACCUUUAUUCAAACAGUUCAUUUUAUUCUUCUGUAAAUCACAACCACCAUUUAUUAUUUACUAGGUUAAGAUGAGUGGACACUGGAUCAUAGUAAAAGUUAUUCUUCAACAAAAAAGAACAGUUAAUAAAGGAAAGAAGUUCUACAGUAGUAAAAUUUUGUGGGGUUUAUUUUUUAUACUUUUGUCAUUUGUUUGAAGAGCCAUUGUGGUGUUCACAAGGUAUGUUUGUAUUUAUUACCCAGCACCUUUUGUUCAUCACAUCCUCUUUGUGAUCAGUUCGUAGCUGUGCACUUACUUUUGUAGAUGCUUUGUCAUUUCUUGGGUUUUAUAUUUAUCAGUGCUAUAGAAAUUUAAAAUAGUACACAAACAUUUGUGAAUACACUUAAUCGGUUGUAAAUAUGUGUUUUAUAAUGUAGAAUGCUUGGAAAAAUUUCUUUCCACAGUAUUCUAGUUUAAGAAAUUGUUUUCAACUGUAAAUUCUAUUACAAAUAUGUUGUUAUUACAACUUUUUAAAACUACCUAAACUUUAGGGGUGAACUGUAUUUAAGUAAAUGUUAUUUUUGCAUUUCAUAGUCAUCAAUACAGAUAUGCACAUAAAGAUGUUCAGAAAUUAAAAUCUCGAAACUUCCACACAUUCAGUGAUUUUGUUUUGCUUCCUUAUAUUUAACAGUUUUUUUUUUUUUUUAGAAUAACUUUAAGACAUAAUUUACAAGGUAGCUCUGAAUUUGAUGUAGGGGAAGCUAACUAUAGAUUAUUCUGCAAAAAAGGAGUAGAGGAAGAGAAAUAGAAAACAGGUGUAAGACCUUCUGUCAUCUUACGGGCAAGAAAAGUAGCCGUACAGAAUUGAGUAGCCCCAUCAAAUCCACAGCAGAUGAAUACUUGGAAAGGAUGGGGUGAGAGAUCAGUCUUACCAAUAGGGUCAACACCCUUGUACCCCAGAAAUAUGAAGAAAUGCCCUUUCCUUGCUCUAUCCCCCCUAUAUGCCUAGAGUGACCUCUGCAAUUCUCAUUUCAGAUAGGCUCAGGGCCGUAACUUGAAAGGGUACAGAUAAUCUCUGAGGAGUCUCAGUGCAGAAAUGCUCCUGCCCAGAGUGUGGGUGCUGUCCGGGCCCUUCGUCUGCUGCUCCUUCUCAGGUGACUACUACCUGUCUGAGCCUCAGGCUGCCUGCGCCACAGCCUUGCUGUUCCUUUUACUUAGCACCAUCCAAAGAUGUCUACAAUCUUAAAAACGUCCUAAGAAAAAAGUAAUGUAUUUAAUCUCAUAAUUGCAAAAUUUGUUAGAAUGAAGAUCUAUCACAGACAGUAGAGUUAUAAACAUUUUAUUUUGCUUUUAUUUUUUCUUUUUGAAAUACAAAAUGUGCACAUUGAGUUUACACAAACACAUGAUGGCAAAUUUCAGUGUACAUGUAUUGUACUACUCUUAAUUUCUACACUGGUGAUAGCAGGGCAGCGUUCAACAUCCUAUCUCUACACCAGAAUAGAUACCUGAUUUAGUGUUGCAAAAGACCGUUGCAAAUUUCCUCCUACUGUCGCCUCUCCGUCUUGGUGAUGUUUCUACAGAACAGAGAAGGAGUGUGAAUUUUCAGUAAUGUGGCAACUGUGUGGUCUUGCUGAAGAUCAUUAGAAUCUGGAUUGUUGGAGUUUUAUGAUGAGCUAAAUCAUGAUGUAAUAAAUGAAGCUGAGUUGUUCAGCACCUACACUCAUCUACUAAGUCUUGGUAGUAGUUCUCAAUGGAAGGGAGUCACUGGUGCUUUCAGAGUGAAUUGUACUUGCUGUUUGUUCCUAGUAGGCAUCGGGACAGCCAAGGUCUCUUUGUCCCUGAAUGGCUUGACAUAUAAACAUGCUGUAUGGACAUCAGGGAGAGAGGAUGGAAUUAGCCUUUCAUGGCUGUCAAGGGUUACUUGUUACCAGGCACUGCUGUGCACUGUAGGACAGAUGCCCUGACCCUUU
Nycticebus coucang (slow loris) is the source of this 2962-nucleotide messenger RNA. RefSeq names its product parkin coregulated like (gene PACRGL). The transcript has 9 exons. Bases 197 to 943 code for a protein of 248 amino acids. NCBI's taxonomy places the organism in Eukaryota, Metazoa, Chordata, Mammalia, Primates, Lorisidae. The record is from RefSeq and is a predicted model, not a curated record.